This is a messenger RNA of Tachyglossus aculeatus (Australian echidna), 1277 nucleotides long. RefSeq names its product retinol dehydrogenase 12-like. The transcript has 6 exons. The record is from RefSeq and is a predicted model, not a curated record. Bases 96 to 1262 code for a protein of 388 amino acids. Lineage: Eukaryota; Metazoa; Chordata; Mammalia; Monotremata; Tachyglossidae.
CUCCCACUGAAAGAGCGUGGGUGGACACAGGGGGAGGAGACGGGGUGAGCGACCCGUCCCGCCGCGUGCCCGGAGAGAGCGAGCGGGGCGGCCCCAUGGAGCGGUGGCGGGAGUUGAGGCCGGCGGGCCGGGGGGCGAUUUGGGGGCUUCUGCUGGCGCCGUUCAGGCUGUGGCUGUACCUCUGGAGGGGCAGGAACGUCCUCCAGGCGGUCUGGAUCUUGCUCCAUCAUUGCUGGGCCCAUAGGCCCUCGUCCUGGGACCCCCAGAGCUGCCCCACCACGCUGACCGGCAUGACCGCCGUCGUCACCGGGGCCACCUCGGGAAUCGGGAAGCAGGUGGCCCUGGAGCUGGCCCAAAGGGGGGCCCGGGUGGUCCUGGCUUGCCGGGACCUGACCCGGGGCCAGGAGGCCCUGGACGAGAUCCGGGCGGCCACGGGGUGCGGACCCCGGCGGCUGCUCCUCCGGGAGGUGGACCUCGGCUCCCUGGCCUCCGUCCGGGCCUUCGCCGCCCGCCUCCUCGCCGAGUUGCCCCAGAUCCACCUGCUCGUCAACAACGCCGGCGUCUACGGACUCGUCGCCAAGAGCCCGGAUGGCCUGAAUCUCACCAUAGCCACUAACUACUUGGGUCCAUUUCUCCUUACCAACCUGCUGCUGGAGGGUCUGCGGCGGGCGGACCGCGCCCGCAUCGUCAACGUGUCCUCCUUCCGGGAAAAGUUCGGCUUCAUAGACGAGGGGUACCUGAGCGGGGGAGGCGUCCGCCUGACGCCACAACAGUCCUACGACUGCAGCAAGCUGCUCCUGCUCGCUUUCACUUCCCAACUCGCCCGGCACCUGCAGGGCACAGGCGUGACGGUGAACGCAGCGGACCCGGGCCUGGUGGUGACCAACAUCACGCGGAACCUUGGCAGGACCUGGAAGCUCCUUUUGUAUCUGCUGAGACCCUUCUUCAAAAGUCCCGCCCAGGGCGCCCGGAGCAUCCUGUACUGCUGCUUGGCCCAGGAGGUCGAGGGGGUGACAGGCAAAUUCUUCGGCAACAACUGUACCCUGCAGCAGCCCGCUGCCCCCGCCCGCGACCCCGUCCUCGCCCGCAGCGUCUGGACGGCCUCCUGCCGCCUCACGGGCCUCAGCCCCCCCGCCGUCUCGAUGGGACAGCCCCCCCGGCUCCCCUGGCCCACCCUUGGAACCCCACAAAGGAGCAGAGUAAGAAAGAAGAGCACCCUUCCUGGAAUUGCCCACCCUGGCACCCGCGGGGGCAAUAAAUAAUGAUAACAAUGAUAA